CUUUGUGAAAUUGAGCUGAGAUCAGGGUCUCCUAAUUGAGUGCCACAGCUAGAACUCGUGGUUUGGGGCACUGUUUGCCUGUUGACUGAUGCGUUAGCAGCUAUACCUUUUCGGAGAUAACUCUUCCUCCUUUGGAUUUGCUUUGCUGUUUACUUUGGAGAAUUCAGUGCGUGACACUGCCUCUGCAGAUUGUUAUCUGGACCAUCAAGACACCAUCUCAUUAGAAACCUGAAGCAUCCUCACAGAUAUGGAGUGUGAGUUCCGGAAUAUAGAUCUGAAAGCUGGAGAUCAACUGAAAAUACAGGGGAAAGUUGCUAAUGAUCCAGAAAGGUUCCAGAUUGAUCUUGGUGCUGAUAAUGACAACCUGGCCCUUCACUUCAAUCCACGCUUUCAAGAGGAUGACUCUGCAAUUGUCUGCAACUCCAAACAUGAGAGCGUUUGGGGUGAGGAGGAAAGGCACGAGAAGAACCCAUUUGAGCCCGACACCGCUGCAAAGAUUAUUGUGAAGCUGGCUGGCGACUAUUUUGAGGUCGAGCUGCCUGAUGGGAAGGAGAUCCAGUUCCCCAACAGGGAAGGCCUGGAUAUCAUCAACUAUGUUAGGGUCAAGGGGGACUUUAAGGUCACCUCUUUCAAGAUGUAUUAAAGACUCUCAGAUUCAUUAAUAAAAAGUUUAUAAGUA
Engraulis encrasicolus (European anchovy) is the source of this 679-nucleotide messenger RNA. RefSeq names its product galectin-2-like. The transcript has 5 exons. Gene Ontology annotation, molecular function: carbohydrate binding. The coding region runs from base 248 to 643 and encodes 131 amino acids. The record is from RefSeq and is a predicted model, not a curated record. Lineage: Eukaryota; Metazoa; Chordata; Actinopteri; Clupeiformes; Engraulidae.